Molecule: messenger RNA, 3564 nt
Organism: Nannospalax galili (Upper Galilee mountains blind mole rat)
Lineage: Eukaryota; Metazoa; Chordata; Mammalia; Rodentia; Spalacidae
Gene: Phldb3
Product: pleckstrin homology like domain family B member 3
Exons: 15
Coding region: 845-3259 (804 amino acids)
Source: RefSeq, a predicted model, not a curated record
CCAACUAUAAAGUGGAGACAGGCAUUUCUUUUUCCACCGGGGUGUUGUAUGAUACUAAAUUAAGGUGUGUUAAGUGUUUUCCACAGCUCUGACAUCUGACAAUCCUGUUUUUGCCUAAAGAGGAAAAGGAGCUGGCUGUGACCUUUAACUUCUGUCCUCCACCCCAUUCUAAAGUAUUCGUGGCAGCGAGGGUCACAGUCUGUCUCUAGGCAGGUCUCUGACUCAGCUCAGGGCACCCCCCUCCCCUUGACCAGCUUCCUAAACCGGUUGGGUCCCUUCUAAAGGGCUCAUUAGAGGGGAGAGGCCCCCAUCUUCAUUCCUAUCUUCCUUUGAGGAUUCCCCGGAUCUGGGCCUUAGGGAGGUGGCUGUGUACCGGUGGCUUAGACGCUUGGCCCUCCAGCGGGACAGGAAUGGGAGUGCUGGAGGCUGGGUGGGAGGUCCUGAUGCUGGGCUCUCCCAGGGUGGAACCAGAGGGGCUGGGAUGGCCCCAAUGCCUCGGCCGCGGGCGGGGCAAGCUGGUGGCUCCCUCCUCCCAGGAGAGCUGUUGGACCUGUUGUCUCCCCCCUCCACUUCCGGGCUGCUGGGGAGGGGGACGGGGCGGCCUUUCUCUCCUCCCUCCUCCCUAGCCACCUGUCUCCCGGCAGAAGCCGCAGUGCCCAGAGCCUAGAGCGGAGCGGGAGAGCUGGCCACGGCCGCCCAGGAGGAAGAGGAGGAGGAGGCUGGAGACUCCAGGGACCUCCAGGGAGGCGGCAGUUGGAUUUCGGGAAUCUCCUCCCUGGAAGGAGCGCGGGCUUCGGGCUCGGGGUUGGUCCAGAGUCCAGGAUCCUAGGGUGAGGCGUCCUGGAUGCUAUUCCCAGCAGGGGGAUCAGGACCUCACUGCGGGGCUCCGGAGAGGAGGGGCCGGCCAGACCCGGAGGGCGAGGGAGAGAGAUGGGGGAGUCGCGUGGAGGGAGUCGGGGAAACUGAGGCAGGCUGCUGGGAGCGUUCCGGGACUGACACCUGGAGCAGAGGGAGGCUCAGGGUGGGACUUGCCAUUAGGGGGCGGGCUGGGACCCCGGACUCAAAUUCCGGUCCUGCCUCCAGGGGCGUGUCACCCUCGAGCCCUCAAGCCUUGCUCCACCCUCGUGCCCCGCCCCUGGAAUGCUCAGCGCCCUCCUUUGAACUUUCGGCCCCGCCUCCCGGGACGCUCGUUGGGCUGCCUGGCGGUUCGGCCAGGGGCUCAGGUCUCCUAGACCACGCCCCCACGGUCCCAGGCCACGCCCAGGAGAUCCUGGUCACGCCCACCCCGCCGCCGGACUCCCAAGCGGCCAUGGGGACACCCAGCAGCCCGGAGGACGGGUCCGCGUCGCCUCAGGUUCCGGAAUGCGACGCAGAGGUGCAGCCUCAAGGGGCUGCUCAGCCCCAGGGGCACCCCGAGGAGCCCCAAGAGCAGAAGGAGCCUGAGGCCCCGGAGGAGCUUCCUAGCGGCCAAGGCGCUGAGCAGCAGGCGCAGGAAGAGGAAGAGGUGGGAGAAGGCAGCAGCACCGAGAGCUGCCGAGACGAGCCCGAAGCUACGCCUCCUGUGCAGAUCCCAGCCACGCCCUCAUCAAGCCUCCACUCUAGGGAAGGAAAGCGAGGGGCGGCGCGCCGGCUGCGCGGGCAGCAGCUGGAGGCAUUGACUCGCGUGGCCCUGAUGGAGCAGCGCGUGAAGGAGUUACAGCGUCAGAAGAAGGAGCUAAGGAUCGAGAUGGAAGUGGAGGUAGCCCUGCUCCGGGGUGAACUGGCUGGGGAACGAGUGGCCACUCGAAGGGAGGAGGAGCAGCUCCAGGAGCUGCUGGCGCAGCAGGUGGAGUCCCAGCGGAGCUGCCAGGAGAUGCGGGAACAGGAACAGAGGCAGCUGAGUGAGGAGCGGGAUCAUGUGGAGAGUCUUCGCCAGAGACUCAGGGAGGCCCAAGGACAGCUUGAUUCACAGCCGGAGGACCAGCGAGAGCGGCUCCUUCAGGGGGUCCAGGAGAUCAGAGAGCAACUGGAUGUGGCUCAACGUGCCUAUGAAGAUCUGGAAUUUCAGCAGCUGGAGCGGGAGAGCCGGCAGGAGGAGGAGGAUCGUGACAGUCCUGAGGCCCAGGCCCCAAACCCCAAGGUCCAGGAACUUCAGGCCAGCAUAGUACAACACAAACGUCGGAUUCAGGUUCUAGAGGAGCAGCUCAAGUCACUGGGGGAACAGAUGGCCACUGAGAGCUGGGGACUGAGCCGGAAGAAGGAGGAGGCCGUUCAGGCCCUGUCACACGAACGUAGCCGGCUGUUCGAGCUCAAUUGCCUUCAGGGAUCAUGUGGUGGGGACUUCUCUGAGCCCAACCAAGCACUCACCAAGCUGCUGUUCACACAGAAGACAGACCGCCAGCUACUGGUGCUGCAGGAUCCCGUUGUGCCUGCUGCAGCCACAUCUACAUCUUCCUGCGUCUUCUCUGUCCACAGCUCUUUGCAGGGGUCUAUUGGUCUCCAGAGGACAGGAAGCCUUCCUCGAAGGAGGGGAGAGAGAGCAAGUCAGAGGGGUUCCCCCCGGCCUGUGUCCCUGCAUUGUACAGGACCCUUGGAGGCCUCGGCUCUUGCGCAAGCAGUGGGGUCUUCAGGGAGACACCCCCUUUAUCAGCUGUUGAACUGUGGGCCUGGGAAUAGAUGUGGGGCUCUUCACCCGGACAUUGCCCACAUGGAGCGGCUCCUGCAGCAGGCUGUGGCAGAGAGGGAGAGGUUGCUCAAGGCCAGGGAAGGGAAGAGAAGGAACCCAGAAAGUUCUGCAGGCCCUGAAGUUCCUGCCAUCAUGGUCAGUCCUCUCCCCCCUCCCCCACCCCCACCUCCACCCCGCCCCCCAGGCCCUCGGGUCCUGGACCUCCCACAGCACCUGGAACGCUGGGGUCACAAUCCAGAAAGCUGCCCCCACUUGAGGGUGUCCAGGGGCUGCUGUCGGGGGCCCCUGGUGAAGAUGGGUGGCCGCAUCAAGACCUGGAGGAAACGCUGGUUCUGUUUUGACCGCCAGGCACGGCGCCUGUCCUACUAUGCAGAUAAGGAAGAGACCAAACUCAAAGGCGUCAUCUAUUUCCAGGCCAUUGAGGAAGUCUACUAUGACCACUUACGCUGUGCCUUCAAGAGCCCCAGUCCCCGCCUGACCUUCUGCGUCAAAACCUAUGAACGACUUUUCUACAUGGUGGCCCCCAGCCCGGAAGCCAUGCGCAUUUGGAUGGAUGUUAUUGUGACAGCUCGGGAUGAGAACCACGCCCCCUGAGUGGCCCUCUUGGGGGAGGCGCGUCCCGGCGAGGCCCCGCCCUUCAUGCGAGCAGGGGGCUCUGCCCACUUCUGGGAGGACGCGGCCCCGCCCCUUUAGAAUUCUCCCCGGAUCUCUGCAGCCUCAGCAGCUCAGCUGGCCUGAGCCGCAACCAUCUGGGCUGCAGGUGGCUUUCAGCUGCGGGAUCGCCAGGCCUUGGGCGCCCUGCCUGGGGCAGGAGGAAGAUUACAGGGGGGCGGAAGGAACUAUUUAUUGGUGCUCCUGUGAUACAGAAUUAAACAUGGUGGGAAAACAGGGUUGCCACU